This is a messenger RNA of Sebastes umbrosus (honeycomb rockfish), 1581 nucleotides long. It is a transcript of the gene vax1, whose product is annotated as ventral anterior homeobox 1. Lineage: Eukaryota; Metazoa; Chordata; Actinopteri; Perciformes; Sebastidae. Gene Ontology annotation, biological process: neuron differentiation; regulation of DNA-templated transcription; central nervous system development. Gene Ontology annotation, molecular function: DNA binding; DNA-binding transcription factor activity, RNA polymerase II-specific. The record is from RefSeq and is a predicted model, not a curated record. The transcript has 3 exons. The coding region runs from base 1 to 945 and encodes 314 amino acids.
AUGGAGGUCAGGUACAACCAAGAGACGGAAGGGAUGGGGCUGAAGAAUGGACUAAAGAAGGGGAAAGAUGACAAGGACUCCCAGGGCAGCUUGUCCAAAAGCUUCCUCAAGGAGCAGCAGGACUCCUUUUCCCCCUCUGGGACCGUGGACAACUGUGAGAAGAACAGGGGGAGCACGGGGGACCCGGACUACUGUCGGAGAAUACUAGUCCGAGAUGCUAAAGGCUCUAUCCGAGAGAUUAUCCUGCCUAAGGGUUUGGAUUUGGACCGGCCCAAGCGAACCCGCACCUCCUUCACUGCAGAGCAGCUCUACCGGUUAGAGAUGGAGUUUCAGAGGUGCCAGUAUGUGGUUGGGAGGGAACGGACAGAACUGGCCCGUCAGCUCAAUCUGUCUGAAACUCAGGUGAAGGUCUGGUUCCAGAACCGGCGCACUAAGCAGAAGAAGGACCAGGGGAAGGACUCUGAGCUGCGGUCGGUGGUGUCAGAAACAGCAGCGACCUGCAGCGUCCUCAGACUACUGGAGCAGGGUCGGCUGCUGACGCCUCCGGGCAUGACGGGCCUCCUGCCCCACUGUGGCAGCGGCGCGCUGGGCUCCGCUCUGCGCCCUCCCUCCAUGGCCAUGGUCAGCAACGGCAGCAGUAGCAGCAGCAGCGGCGCCAGCAGCGGCACGGCGGCGGGGGGCAGCCCCCCUCUACCCGCCGUCACCAGUUCAGGGACAGUGGCGGGCCUGCAGAGCUCGUCGGCGGCUCACGGCCUCUUCGGCUUCACCAUGCCCUCCUUACUCAGUGGCGUCGCCACCCGCAUUUCCUCCAACCCCCUGUCCAUGGCCAGCUCGCUGGCUGGCAACCUACAGGAACUUUCCGCCCGCUACCUGAGCUCCUCUGCUUUUGAGCCUUACUCGCGGACCAAUGGCAAAGAAUCCAUGGACAAGAAAAUCCUGGAAUGAUGCUGUGUUUUUACAUAGAUGAUAUUCCUGUUUAGUCUGGACGCGUUUUGGUUGGUUUUCUUGGCUUUUACCGUCUUUGUUUGGUUUUGCUCAUUCUCUUUUAUCUGUCUGUGUCAUGUUCUGUAGCAGUUCAUGUAAUCCAGUUGCACAUCUGGCGCCUUGUACAAGGAAGAAAACAAAGACCUACACAAGCUCAUCUAACAAAGACAGGGUGGUGGUGGUGGGAAGAAUUUGCACAAAAUGUUCAUAUAGGACUUUGUUACAGAGAUUUAGAGAGACUAAAGACUACUGAGGGAUCUUUCAGGUUUCUGUUAAACAAAUGUUUAGUCCUGUCUAUCAAUCCAAAAUAACAAUAUACACAUGGGCCCAGGGAAUAUGGCUGCUUCACACCACAAAAAGCUCUAUGGCUGCAAGAGCAGUGGCGACAUAAUGUAUAGCAGGAAGUACAGGAUCGGUGACAGAAAGUGUAAAGUGAUGGUACCUUUCUGAAUUGUGUUUUAUUAUUUGACCGUGUUGGGUAGAUGCGUGUCACUGAAAUGAGUAGAUGUAGAGAAAGAAAGAAAGCGAGUUGUCAAUGGCCACCUGAGCAGCGGUUUUGUGAGAUCCAACCAGCAAAUCAAAAAAAAAAAAAAAAAA